UCGGACAUCUUGCCUCCUUCCUCCCCGCCCGCUUCUGGUCGCUCCCCGUGACGUGACUAGCAGUCGCCCGGCGCCAUGGCGCCGUUGCCGUGGCGACGCGCCGCCAUUUUACCCCCUCCUUCUUCACCCCCCCUCUGAAUGGUAGCCAUCGGCUAUGGCGGGCUCGGAGGGCGGAGGCAGAGCCCGGUAUAGCCCCAAAACCCGGGAGCUGCUGCGAGCCAUGAUGGAGGAGUCGAAGCUGACGAGCUUCCAGAGGCGAUGCCUGAUGGAGUGCCUGGAACGGGGAGAUGCCCUGCCCCUCCAGUGCCACCCCACAUCCAGCAAACAACCAGCGCCCAUGCUGCCUGCUUCCUCCCCACCGCUCUGUCAGCCGAGCAGGCUUUCAGCUAAACCACAUCUUCGGCCUGCCAAGGUCUGCCAGGCAGGAGAUGCUUACACCCGAGACAAAUUCAAGCCACGAGCAAGGAGAGAUUUGGAAAGGGAGAAGCAAAGGCUCCAAAAUAUCUUAGCGACAGGGAAGGAUGUGGUGGAACACCAAGUAAAACAGACACUUGUUCAGACAAAGGAAGAGGAGAUAACUGAGAUUGACCGCUUUGAAGAAUUGGUGAAUGAAGUCCAGGAGAGGCAGGAGUUCCUGGCAGAGAUGGAAGCUCUAGGACAGGGCAAGAAGUAUCAGAGAAUUAUCGUCACUGAAAUCUCCCAGAAAAUGCGCGAGAUGGAGAUCAUUGACAAGAAGAGAAGCGAGGAAGUGAGAGAGACCAUGACAAAAGACUUUCCUGGUGGGAACAAAUCUGAUUCCCAUGACUAGGCCAAGGGAAAAUCGCAAAUGCAAUUUGUUCCCGCCUCUUCUCCCACAUCCCUGGCAUUGGAGUCUCAAGGCCUGGCCUGUGUCUGCCUUUCUCUCAGUGGUCCCCCUGAAGAGGGAGCAGUACCACCUGUUGCCUAAAGCCAGAAGGCAGGAACAGUUUGUACAUAGCUGGUAACAGAAGCAAGCUGUUGUAAAGUCCUACCCGUGCACCAGAUCCCUUCUUGCUCAACAAUAUGAAAGAGAUGAAAACACAACAGCAGCGGCUAUUAAAA
Messenger RNA from Cygnus olor (mute swan), 1080 nucleotides. It is a transcript of the gene C1H22orf23, whose product is annotated as chromosome 1 C22orf23 homolog. Lineage: Eukaryota; Metazoa; Chordata; Aves; Anseriformes; Anatidae. The transcript has 6 exons. Bases 155 to 808 code for a protein of 217 amino acids. The record is from RefSeq and is a predicted model, not a curated record.